Sphaerodactylus townsendi is the source of this 10494-nucleotide messenger RNA. RefSeq names its product protein tyrosine phosphatase receptor type D (gene PTPRD). The record is from RefSeq and is a predicted model, not a curated record. Gene Ontology annotation, biological process: protein dephosphorylation. The transcript is spliced from 45 exons. Gene Ontology annotation, molecular function: protein binding; protein tyrosine phosphatase activity. Lineage: Eukaryota; Metazoa; Chordata; Lepidosauria; Squamata; Sphaerodactylidae. The coding region runs from base 721 to 6501 and encodes 1926 amino acids.
CGCUCUCUCUGAGUGCUCCGUUUCUUCCCAGGAGCUUCUGACUCGAACCUGCGCGCCCUCCUCCUCCUACUUCCUCGUCUUAUUAUUCUUAUUCUAAUUCUUCUUCUUUCUUCCUCUGCACUCUCCGCUUGGGCAGCCUUCAUGGGAGAGAGUUGCAGUUCAUUCGUGGCCUUUGUGGAAUAGGAGCACUGUUCUUAACGUGACCGGCUGGAGCGGAUAGAGAAGACUCUUCAAGAUUCCCAGAGAGGUCGGAGCUGGCUGCAUUAGUUUUCACUGGAUUGUGCUUUUUCCAUUUUCAUUUUGGGGAAUGUUGAAGAGUCUUGCACUUCUAACCCUCCAGUGAUCAAUUAAUUUGAAUAUUGAAGGCCUGAAAAUUGGUGGAGAUAAAGGCAACUGGUUUCCUGGCUCAUGACAAUCUAGUUAACAAUUUGAUUGGCAGAAUGUUAGCACCAGCUGUGGAAGGAUCAAUCAACCUCAACUGAAGUGUUCUAUCCUGAGACAAAACAACAGGAUGUGCCUUGGAGAAGAAUCUCAGGGUGGAAAAAUUGGAAUUGAAUUAAAACCUACACACUCAGGGAGCCGUGGUUCACAAGGUUGAGGUGAGAGAUCUGGGGAGCAGCAGAAUUGAAAAACACCAAAGCUUUGAAAAACCUUCAUCUGGAAUUUCAGAUUGGAGAGAUUCGCAGUGGCUUCUAAGCCAGUGACCGAAGCCUCCAAAGCAUGCUGGUGCCAAGCUGUCAGAUGAUGCUUAUAGCCAGGCCAGUAGUAGUGCUCCUGAGCUUCCUACUCUGUGCUGAUGCUGAAACACCACCAAAGUUUGCAAGGGUACCCGUUGACCAGACAGGGGUCUCAGGAGGAGUUGCAUCAUUCAUCUGUCAAGCUUCGGGAGACCCAAGACCUAAAAUUGUCUGGAAUAAAAAGGGCAAGAAAGUCAGCAACCAGAGAUUUGAGGUAGUAAUAGAGUUUGAUGAUGGAUCUGGAUCAGUUCUGAGAAUACAACCACUACGGACUCCACGAGAUGAAGCUAUUUAUGAAUGUGUUGCUUCCAACAGUGUUGGAGAAAUAAGUGUGUCUACGAGACUCACUGUAUUGCGUGAGGAUCAAAUUCCUCGUGGUUUCCCCACCAUUGACAUGGGCCCACAGUUAAAGGUGGUUGAACGCACUCGAACGGCCACCAUGUUAUGUGCAGCCAGCGGCCAUCCUGAUCCUGAAAUAACUUGGUUCAAAGAUUUCUUACCUGUGGACACAAGCAACAACAAUGGGCGCAUCAAACAGUUGAGAUCAGAAUCUAUUGGUGGUACACCAAUAAGAGGUGCCCUCCAAAUCGAAUUGAGUGAAGAAUCUGACCAAGGCAAAUAUGAGUGUGUUGCAACCAACAAUGCGGGUACCCGCUAUUCUGCCCCUGCCAAUCUAUAUGUCAGAGAGCUGCGAGAAGUUCGUCGAGUCCCACCAAGGUUCUCAAUCCCACCCACCAACCAUGAGAUCAUGCCAGGAGGAAGUGUUAAUAUCACCUGUGUUGCUGUGGGGUCACCAAUGCCCUAUGUGAAAUGGAUGCUGGGGGCUGAAGAUCUGACCCCGGAAGAUGAUAUGCCAAUAGGAAGGAAUGUCUUGGAGCUGAAUGAUGUCAGGCAGUCUGCCAACUACACCUGUGUGGCCAUGUCCACGCUUGGUGUCAUAGAAGCAAUAGCACAGAUAACUGUCAAAGCCUUACCUAAAUCUCCAGGAACUCCUGUGGUGACUGAAAGCACAGCAACAAGCAUCACUUUGACUUGGGAUUCUGGAAACCCUGAGCCAGUGUCUUACUACAUAAUCCAGCAUAAACCUAAAAGCUCUGAGGAACCUUAUAAAGAAAUUGAUGGAGUAGCUACAACACGAUACAGUGUUGCUGGUUUAAGCCCAUAUUCUGAGUAUGAGUUCAGAGUUGUUGCUGUCAAUAACAUUGGACAUGGCCCGCCCAGCGAACCUGUGUCAACACGGACCUCAGAGCAGGCACCAUCUAGUGCGCCACGUAAUGUACAGGCUCGUAUGUUGAGCUCAACCACGAUUUUGGUGCAGUGGGAAGAACCGGAGGAACCAAAUGGUCAAAUUCAAGGUUAUAGAGUGUAUUAUACCAUGGACCCUUCCCAACACGUCAAUAGUUGGUUGAAGCACAACGUGGCUGACAGCCAUAUCACAACCAUUGGGAAUCUAAUACCACAGAAAACCUACUCUGUAAAAGUUCUCGCUUUUACCUCAGUUGGAGAUGGACCUCUUUCUAGUGAUAUUCAAGUCAUCACUCAGACAGGAGUACCUGGACAGCCAUUGAACUUCAAAGCAGAACCUGAAUCUGAAACAAGCAUAUUACUUUCUUGGACUCCUCCACGGUCUGAUACAAUCUCCAAUUAUGAUCUCGUUUACAAAGAUGGAGAACAUGGAGAAGAGCAGAGAAUUUCUAUUGAACCAGCAACAUCUUACCAUUUGCAAGGCCUGAAACCAAAUAGUUUAUAUUACUUUCGUCUCUCUGCGCGCUCUCCGCAGGGGCUUGGUGCUUCAACUGCAGAAAUUUCAGCCAGAACAAUGCAGUCAAAGCCAUCAGCUCCUCCUCAAGACAUUAGUUGCAACAGCCCCAGCUCCACUAGCAUUUUGGUAAGUUGGCAACCUCCUCCAGUGGAAAAACAGAAUGGAAUUAUCACUUCCUACUCCAUCAAGUACACUGGAACUGAUGGGGAAGAUGACAAGCCCCAUGAAAUUUUGGGAAUUGCUCCGGACACUACACAGUACCUUUUGGAACAGUUGGAAAAAUGGACUGAAUAUCGGAUUUCUGUGACAGCCCACACUGAUGUCGGACCUGGCCCAGAGAGUGAAUCUGUAUUGAUUCGGACAGAUGAAGAUGUUCCUAGUGGUCCUCCUCGCAAAGUCGAGGUAGAGGCUGUCAACUCUACAUCUGUUAAAGUCUCAUGGCGUUCCCCAGUGCCCAAUAAGCAGCAUGGUCAAAUCCGUGGAUACCAGGUGCAUUAUGUGAAGAUGGAGAAUGGAGAGCCUAGGGGCCAACCCAUGCUGAAGGAUAUCAUGUUGGCUGAUGCACAGUGGGAAUAUGAUGAUACUACUGAACAUGAAAUGAUUAUAUCUGGACUACAGCCUGAAACAACAUAUUCCCUAACUGUGACAGCCUAUACAACUAAAGGAGAUGGUGCACGCAGCAAGCCAAGACUAGUGUCUACCACUGGUGCAGUUCCAGGAAAACCUCGCCUUGUGGUUAGCCAUACACAAAUGAGUACGGCUCUCAUUCAGUGGCAUCCCCCUGCUGACACGUAUGGCCCCCUGCAAGGAUACCGCCUGAGGUUUGGCCGAAAAGACAUUGAUACAUUAAAGAUGCGGGAAUUUACGGAGAAGGAUGACCACUACACAGCCACGGAUAUCCACAAAGGGACUUCCUAUGUCUUCAGGCUUGCAGCCAGAAAUAAAGUGGGCUUUGGGGAGGAAGUGGUUAAAGAAAUUUCAAUUCCAGAAGAUCUACCAAGUGGAUUUCCUCAAAACCUACAUUCAGAAAGUGCCACUUCAUCAUCGGUCCUGUUAACUUGGCAGCCACCCAUUUUAUCAGAGAGAAAUGGAAAUAUCACUAAAUAUACCCUGCUAUACAGGGACAUCAAUGCAGCACACCACCCUACAGAGGUCCCUGUUGUUUCUGCCAAUACUGUUAUGACACUUUCGGGCUUAAAACCAGAUACCACAUAUGAUGUAAAAAUUCGUGCACACACAAGCAAAGGGCCUGGUCCAUAUAGUCCAAGUGUCCAGUUCAGGACACUACCUGUGGAUCAAGCAGUGUUUGCAAAAAAUUUCCAUGUCAAAGCUGUAAUGAAGACAUCAGUAUUUCUCUCUUGGGAGAUACCAGAGAAUUAUAACUCUGCCAUGCCUUUCAAAAUCCUAUAUGAUGAUGGGAAAAUGGCGGUUGAGGUGGAUGGCCGAGCUACUCAGAAACUGAUUACCAACCUGAAGCCUGAGACGUCAUAUUCAUUUGUCCUAACUAAUAGAGGGAAUAGCGCUGGGGGUCUUCAGCACAGGGUGACAGCAAAGACAGCUCCAGAUGUACUACAAACCCAGCCACUCUUUAUCGACAAGACCAAUGUUGAUGGCAUGGUAACAGUGAAACUACCUGAAGUACCUGCUAAUAAAACUAUAAAAGGUUACUAUAUCGUAAUUGUGCCUUUAAAGAAGUCUCAUGGGAAAUUUAUCAACCCAUGGGAGAGCCCAGAUGAAAUGGAAUUGGAUGAGCUACUUAAGGAGAUAGCACGGAAACGCAGAAGCAUUCGUUUGGGGAGAGAAGCAGAUUUAAAGCCAUAUAUUGCAGCACACUUUGAAGUACUUCCUACUGAGUUCACCCUGGGGGAUAAGAAACAGUAUGGUGGCUUCGAGAACAAGCAGCUCCAAAACAGCCAAGAAUAUGUUGUCUUUAUUUUAGCUGUUAUGGAACAUUCAGAAUCUACCAUGUAUGCAACCAGCCCAUAUUCGGAAACUGUUGUGUCAGUGGAUCUUAAUCCCCAGCCAAUUACAGAUGAAGAAGAAGGAUUGAUUUGGGUUGUAGGACCAGUUCUAGCAGUUGUGUUUAUUAUCUGUAUUGUUAUAGCUAUACUGCUUUAUAAAAGUAGUAAACCUGACAGGAAAAGGGCAGAGACGGAUUCUAGAAAGAGCAGUAUACCCAACAGCAAGGAAAUUCCUUCUCAUCAUCCCACUGACCCAGUAGAACUACGACGCCUUAAUUUUCAGACUCCAGGUAUGGCUAGCCAUCCACCCAUACCUAUUUUGGAACUCGCAGAUCAUAUUGAAAGGCUGAAAGCUAAUGACAAUUUGAAGUUUUCCCAGGAAUAUGAGUCAAUUGAUCCAGGCCAGCAAUUCACAUGGGAGCACUCUAAUCUGGAAGUAAAUAAACCAAAGAAUAGAUAUGCGAAUGUUAUUGCUUAUGACCAUUCUCGAGUCCUCCUGUCGGCUAUAGAAGGCAUACCAGGCAGUGAUUAUAUCAACUCUAACUACAUAGAUGGUUAUAGAAAGCAGAAUGCCUACAUUGCAACACAAGGAGCCCUCCCUGAAACCUUUGGAGAUUUCUGGAGAAUGAUGUGGGAACAAAGGGGCGCAACUGUCGUCAUGAUGACCAAACUGGAAGAAAGGUCCAGGGUCAAGUGUGAUCAGUACUGGCCUAGCAGAGGAACAGAAACAUAUGGACUGAUCCAAGUGACUUUGCUGGACACUGUGGAGUUAGCAACAUACUGUGUUAGGACAUUUGCACUUUAUAAGAAUGGGUCAAGUGAAAAAAGAGAAGUAAGACAGUUCCAGUUUACCGCCUGGCCUGACCAUGGAGUUCCAGAACACCCUACACCAUUCCUAGCUUUCUUACGACGAGUCAAAACCUGUAAUCCUCCUGAUGCUGGACCAAUGGUUGUUCACUGCAGUGCUGGAGUUGGCAGGACCGGCUGUUUCAUUGUAAUAGAUGCUAUGCUAGAGAGAAUAAAGCAUGAAAAGACUGUAGAUAUUUAUGGCCACGUAACUUUAAUGAGAGCCCAGAGGAAUUACAUGGUUCAAACAGAGGACCAAUACAUCUUCAUCCAUGAUGCACUGCUUGAAGCAGUGACAUGUGGAAAUACCGAAGUGCCAGCCCGAAAUCUGUAUGCAUAUAUUCAGAAGCUGACACAAAUAGAAGUGGGAGAGAAUGUCACAGGAAUGGAACUGGAAUUUAAGAGGCUAGCCAGCUCUAAAGCUCACACGUCAAGAUUCAUCAGUGCCAAUCUUCCAUGUAAUAAAUUUAAAAAUCGCCUUGUUAAUAUUAUGCCAUAUGAAUCCACAAGGAUAUGUUUGCAGCCCAUCCGAGGGGUAGAAGGUUCUGAUUAUAUUAAUGCCAGUUUUAUCGAUGGAUACAGGCAACAAAAAGCCUAUAUAGCUACACAGGGACCUUUGGCAGAAACAACAGAAGAUUUCUGGAGGAUGCUUUGGGAACACAACUCAACCAUUGUAGUCAUGCUUACUAAGCUAAGAGAAAUGGGCAGAGAAAAAUGUCACCAGUACUGGCCAGCAGAGCGCUCAGCAAGGUAUCAGUACUUUGUGGUGGAUCCCAUGGCAGAGUAUAAUAUGCCACAGUACAUCCUAAGAGAAUUCAAGGUCACAGAUGCCAGGGAUGGCCAGUCUCGAACAGUGAGACAGUUCCAGUUCACCGACUGGCCUGAACAAGGAGUGCCAAAGUCGGGGGAAGGGUUCAUUGACUUCAUAGGCCAAGUGCAUAAAACGAAAGAGCAAUUUGGGCAAGAUGGGCCAAUUUCUGUUCACUGUAGUGCGGGUGUUGGAAGGACUGGUGUGUUCAUAACCUUGAGCAUCGUAUUGGAAAGAAUGAGAUAUGAAGGUGUUGUAGAUAUCUUCCAAACUGUCAAAAUGUUAAGGACGCAACGGCCAGCCAUGGUACAGACAGAGGAUCAAUACCAGUUCUGCUAUCGAGCCGCACUAGAAUACCUGGGCAGCUUUGAUCACUAUGCAACGUAAACAAAACAAAAACAAAAAAACCCUGACCCAUCCUGGAUUUUUAACUGCAGGCCCUUUAAGAUCCAGAGAGCCUCUUCUGAGCCAUACAGUGUGCUUGAGAAGUAUUUCUUUACUCCUAACUAAAGACCAAUUAGUGGGAAAUAUUAAAAGAAAAAAAAACCCUUAUUCCAGGUGGACCAACAAUUCACAGUUCAAUAAACCUAACCAGAAACACAGCAGAAGAAUCCUGACUGGUUGAGGCAUCUGAAGGAUUACAUUUUACAGAUACCUCAAGGAUUCAGCUUUGGUUGAGGUUAAAGGGAAGAAGAAAUUCCUGCAAAGAACCAUCAUCUUGUUCAGGAUUGCAUGAUUGUUAACAGUGCUAAUUUUGGAAGGACUGCAAUUCAGGGCAAGAUGCUAAUCAAAAAGCCAAUACCUGGCUCCUCUGGAAAAAAGAAGAUGGACUCUUUGCUUCAACAUCUCCCCUUCUCACCAUAUUGCUCAUAAACAACAGUUGGGGAUGGGUGGGUGGGAGAAGGGCGAAUGUUUAAAAAGAAAGUCCUUGAUUUAGUUUUUUAGUAUUGUAAAGAUACUGCUGACCUGUGCUUCAUUUUUAACUGUGUAAACUUUUUUCUUUUUUUAAACAGAAGUUUAUCAUUCAAUGAAGUGAUUUUAAAAAGUUGCAUAACUGUUCAUUUUUUGUUUCAGAAUUGUAGUUUUUUUAUGCUGUAGAACUGUUAUCUGUAAUAUCUCGCUGUAGAAAUGUUAAAUAAUUUGAAAAUUUGUACAUUUUUGUGCAGCCCUAUAUUUAUCUCCAGGACCACAUCCUCAUGUAGGUAUUACUUUUACAUUUUCAUUUUGAUUUUUAAUGAAAUAUCAAAGUUAAUCUACAUAUGGAAGGCUUUAUUUUAGUUUCUUUUGGAAUCAACAGGGAAGCGCAAAGUAUAAAGCUGUACUAAUACACAAACACACAGACCUUUCUCUAUCUAUAAAUAUAUGUAUAUCUCUCUGAUUGUCUCUCUAUCUAUUUACAGCAAUACACGUAGAUAGAUAGACAGAAAUGCACACAAUUAUAAAUAAAUGUAUGUAUAUACACACACACACAUAUCAGUUCUUCCAUGACUUGGAUUUAUUGGGGCUGUGAGAUAAAAUCCAAAAUGCUACACUGAGUCCAUACAGUAUUUCUGAACAUUUUUGUAUUUCAAGGUUUUCUUUUUUUUCUUUUCCUAGGGGAAAUGAGGAAUGCACAUCAGUGAUACUUGAAUCUCAGUCCUACCCAAAAAUAAAGGACGGAAAUCAUGUGUGUGCAUGCACACACACACAAACUCACAUUUACAAUGUUAAAGCUUCCAGUAAAGUUUGGUAUUUGUAACACCUUAGUGCAAUAACAGACCAUACUAAAUAUAGGAAGUGUGCAUGUGGAAAAGGUCAGUGCAUAUCCCCUUAGGAGGGGAGAAUGUUGUAAUAUAAUAGUUGUCAAGAUGUUUUAAAAAUGUAUUCACUCGUAUAAUUGUCUAUAGUAUACAGUAAGAAAUUUGCAUUGUUGAUGUAUAAUGGGGCAAAGCCAAACUCAUGUUGCUCUGUUAAAUCAGAAAUGUUUUGUGGCAUACAGCAUUUGUUGGAAAUGCUGAGUUUUUUAUUUUAAUUUUUUGCAUUUAGAGUGCCUUAUAUUUGAUGCCUAUUUUGAUAGCAUUUCUUCAGGUUUUGUUCUUUCUGUAUUUACAUUAGUUAACUCAUACUUCUGUUUCAUUCUUCCCCCCGCCCCUCUUUCAAUUAAAGCAUUAUCUUUUUCAUAGAUGGACAAAGAGGUCUUUUAACUGUAGGCAUUCCUGAUGUUUACCCAAGUGUUAAAUAUAAUAAAUAUUCAUCCAAAGCUGUUGGGCAGUCAAGGGCCCUUUAUCUAGCCUUCAGACAAAUCCGUUAGCUUAAUGGAAUGGUUACCGUACCAGUAACGGUUCUUCCAAACUAGCGCUAUAAACCAUUAUUAUGUUGGUGAUUAGGAUCUAGCAUUGCCACUGUGGAAAAAGAGGAUGGCUCUCCUACUUCCAAGAGAAGCAGGCAUUAAAGUGGUUCUUAAUUUAAAACCUGUCUUUCAUUUGUGGCCAAGGUGUGCUCAUCUUACUUUGGGACCUCCAUAGGUCAGUAAAGCUGGGUAAAUGGACACAGGGCAGCGGUUAUGUUAUAUUUUUUAUGAUGGUCAGCACCAGAGAAACAUUUCAAAGGAAAUCAUUUUCUCUUGUCUUGGUCUUAGUUAAACCUGUUACCAUGUCUAAUACAAAUAUCGAAAGAACCUUCAUCUUGAUUUAAGAUUUACUUUUUCCAUGUUUAAUUCAUCGCUACCAGAAAUAUUAAAAGACCAAACACUAGAAGUCAUUCUAUUUGAGCACUUUUAUAAAAAACAAAGACAAAAAACCUUAAAAAGCGCAAAAAUGGAAAAACUUAAAAGUAUAUAUGUAUAAUAAUAAAGUAUUAUAGAAGGCUACCUCAGAAUGAGAUUCUCUAAUUUACAUCAGAAUCAGAAAAGAAUGUGCACUAUAUGUUUCCUUUUAAUUUCUGUCAAAAGAAUACAGAAAGUGCUAGAUAAUACAACUGGUGCUUUUAGCUAAAAGUACAGUCAACAGACAUUCAUGGUUGAAAAAUGCUACGCUUUAGAAGCACAGAUGAAAGGCACAUCUGCACAGAAAUUUUCUGUGUUCUGUUUGGUAAUUAAGUGCAAAAUUGGAAGCGCAGAAAGCAAUACCCCCCCCCCCCAAAGGGAGGCACUGUUUCACAAAAGGGUUUUGUGUGGCUUUGCUCUGAGGAAACCUGCAGUGCAGGCAAUAUCAGGGGUGCACAGAACCUGUGUGGCUUAUGGAGAUCACAUGUGCAUGGCUGAUACUUCUAGAAAGCCCUGUGUGGACAUGCUCCAGGAAAGACAGUGGCUCAUGAGAGCAACAAAUAGAUCAGGCCUUCCACUCUGGUACAAUAUUUUGACUUUUAAAAGAAAAGCAUUAGGCAAACUGCUAUUGAAAGUGAGUUCUUCACAGGAGAAAAAAAAGGACAUAACAUCCACACAUGCUAUUACAGGAGUGCUUCUAAAGGGAACUCUGUCAGAAUCAUUGAUGUGCAUUCCAUUUUCUGUAACUUUUUUGUCUAGCGAUUUUCUUCUUUCUCAAUUUUUUAAAUGAAUAGGCCUCAUUAUUUGCCAUUUAUCAAGCUCGGGAUUUGUUUUCAUCAGCAUAACCAGUACGGUGCUAUAAUUUACCUAUGUAUGUGUAGUUGUGUAUAAUUUUGUAAUUAGUUAACAAUGGAGAAAUACGCAAAAUAUAUAAAAAUUAUUUGUACAGAACUUUUAUUUUAGCUCUUUUUUAAAAAAAUGGUUUGCAUGGUUAGACAUUGGCAAGGAUGGUUGGGGGAAGGGAAGGGGUCCUCUAGGGAGAAUUGCACUUUCUAUACCUUUCUACUAUGCACUGCCCUAUUGAUUCUACACCCAAUAGUAUUAUUACUUGAACCCAUCUAUAAGAAAACUGCUUAUGAAAAUCCACUUGUGUGUAUGUAAAUAACACAAAACAUGUUAAAGGGAGGGAGGUUGCGGGGGCAACAAUAAAAUGCAGGUUUUCUUCCCCCUCUCCCCCCACCUUUUUACAAUUUUAAUUUCUGUCCUUUGAAUGCCCUGAUACUCCACCAGAAUAUCAGAAGGCUGCAGGUCCCGUCAUCCAUCUGUUACGUGGCUUUGCCAUUCAAGCUUGGAGUGUCUUUACAAAGAUAAUACCAGUUGUGUUCUUUGCUCUCGUUUUGGAUGCCUAGACUGAAAAAUUAAAAAAAAAGAUUACCUUGUAAAAUGGCUUGUUAAAAAAAUACAAUUACCUCUAAUUAGUAGUACGCGUAAAUGUUUUACAGAAUGAAAGGCGUGCUUUUUAUUUUCUUACUUCGUUACAUUGGUGGCGAAAGAAAGUCUGUAUGAAAAUCAGUUCUUUGCUGACACAAGUUCCAUUUGUUACAAAUGAAUUCUAAUAAAAAUGUCAGUGUUAUGCA